Lactuca saligna is the source of this 693-nucleotide messenger RNA. The record is from the annotation of a GenBank genome assembly. NCBI's taxonomy places the organism in Eukaryota, Viridiplantae, Streptophyta, Magnoliopsida, Asterales, Asteraceae.
GUUUUUUUUUUUUUUUUAAAAAAAACAAUGGGGAGCUGUUCAUAUGAAUCGAUGUCAUCGAUCUCCGAAAGGAUCUUCCGUGAAGAACAAUACCCAGAGCUUGAAUUUUCCAACGAAACAUCGAUUGAACACGAAAACCGAUCUGGGUUUUUCAAGAAAGAGGAUUUAUGGUCUAAAAACAGCAUCAGGAAGAAGAAAAACCAAGUGUUCCUUGAAGGGUACGUUGAAACAUCCGAUGAAGAUGAUCUUGUUAGGGCCAAGAGUUUAACCGAUGAAGAUCUCGAUGAACUGAAAGGGUGUUUCGAUUUAGGGUUUGGGUUUAGUUACGAUGAAAUUCCGGAGCUCUGCAACACUUUGCCAGCUCUCGAAUUAUGUUAUUCCAUGAGUCAGAAGUUUCUAGACGAGCAACAAAAGUCACCGGAGGUGUCGCCGCCUCUCGCGGCGGAGCCUGAAACCGUUUCACCGCCUCCUGCUCCAAUUGCUAAUUGGAAGAUCUCAAGUCCUGGCGAUCAUCCCGAGGAUGUGAAAGCAAGGCUCAAGUAUUGGGCACAAGCAGUGGCGUGUACAUCAUGGAGACACGACGGUGGUUGCCGCCUGCGGGAGGUGGUGGUGGUGGUGGGAGGAGGAGGAGAAGAAGAAGAUUGUUUUGAUGAAGUGGAGAAGGAGAACUCUAAUUUUGUGAUGGUGUUUUGA